AUGGUCAUGGUCAUGGCGUCUGUGAUCCAACUUGGAAGGCGAAUCCAUAUGCACCUGAGUGCAGCAGGCGCCUUACUGACUCAAGGCAGUGCUGGACCUGUGUCCGAAGAGCUACCAUCUCCACAACCUUUGCAUACCCCGGCUGGUGUUGCCAUGAUUGAUCCAGCUCUGAGCACGCCAUCCCUUGUCCAGGAAAUCUAUGGAUACCUCCCUCUGCUGACCGACAUUCUUGCAUGGAGGUCAAGCAGUCGCUUUACACGAUCCAUUGGGCAGUCCAUUGCCGCACAGCGCUUCACACGAAUCAUCCAUCCCUUCGUCGGCAACCAUGCUGCUGAACUACGUUAUCUGAUGUAUACCUGGGGCGCCGUCAUCACUGGAUCUUGUGCAUUGCAGAUGCUCACUGGAGGAGAUGAUGCACCAAACAACUUGAACAUUGUGUGUCCAUCGGGCAGCUUUGACGUGCUGCAAGGGUUUAUACUGGACUCACUCAGUUAUCGACGGGUGGAUGCGGUCACACGAUCCAACUAUGCUUUCCGUGCAGUUGUGAGAGCAUUUGCAAAGUAUCAGCGUGGACCACUGCGUAUCACACUGUGCGAGGCCAUCAGCGAUGACAUAUUUGAUAUCAUCACCAGCUCACCGACCACAGGGGACAUGCUCAUCAUGACUCCAGGCAGCGUUGUGGCAUUCUACCCUGAAUGGACGUUGAACGGGGUUGCAGUACUCAAUCACGUGGUGACCAGUCACAUUCCAGGUAAGAAUGUAGGGUGCAUCGAGAAUGACCAGUACAUCGUUUGGGAAAGCACAACAUUCUUGCAGCAGCCGUGCAGAGACUUCUGCCCUGCGCUUUGGCGCAACAUUGCAGACAGCAAAGGAUGCACUCUGGUACUUGAGUGGGACAAGAGAUAUCCCAUUCGGCCAGCCAUGGCACGCUCCAACACUGCCUGGCGAAUUGCAGAGCACUGCGCCAACCCCUUAUGCCCAUACAACCCUUUGACCAAUGCUCGCCUUGCCCGGCUGCCUCCAUUUUUGCCAGUCUCUGACCAGCUAACCGCCAGAGAGCAGGAAGCGCGGCUCCUUGACCACUACCCUAGCUAUGUGAAAUGCUACACGGGAAUGUUGUAUGCUUCCGCAGCCUCAACACCUCUCCUUGUGCCAGUUCCUCUCAGGGAUGGCGUGACGCAACUGAAGCACAUCAACGAACUCGAAGUGCUGCAUUGGGUGGACUGCCUGGGCGACAACAGGUUCAAUGCCGACAUGGCACGCACACGUAAGACCUUCAAUGUCAUCGCAAACACCUCUUCGCCUGCAUGUGGGUAUGGCUAUACAUUCUUCCGAGAACAUCCUGCAUUGUACCCACCACCAAACGCACUGAUCUGGGACAUCACCAGUGACUUGAUGAGUCACAACAAUGUCAUUGGAAAUGUGUUGGUCGUUAAACAUGCUGCAGGCGACAAACACAACGUCAUUGAUCUCACGCUGCAGGACAUCGAGACUAUCAAUUCUGUUAUCAGACGUACAAUAGACAACAUGGAAUUCUGGAUGUGA
Suillus fuscotomentosus is the source of this 1545-nucleotide messenger RNA. RefSeq lists its product as uncharacterized. The record is from RefSeq and is a predicted model, not a curated record. The coding region runs from base 1 to 1545 and encodes 514 amino acids. Lineage: Eukaryota; Fungi; Basidiomycota; Agaricomycetes; Boletales; Suillaceae. The transcript has 5 exons.